Molecule: messenger RNA, 462 nt
Organism: Schizosaccharomyces japonicus yFS275
Lineage: Eukaryota; Fungi; Ascomycota; Schizosaccharomycetes; Schizosaccharomycetales; Schizosaccharomycetaceae
Product: RNA-binding protein Nhp2
Exons: 1
Coding region: 1-462 (153 amino acids)
Biological process (GO): rRNA pseudouridine synthesis; mRNA splicing, via spliceosome; box H/ACA snoRNP assembly
Cellular component (GO): box H/ACA snoRNP complex; nucleolus; nucleus
Molecular function (GO): box H/ACA snoRNA binding; RNA binding
Source: RefSeq, a predicted model, not a curated record
AUGGCCAAGGACAAAAAGUCUCGCAAGAGCCUCGGAGGCGACGAGGAGGACUAUGAGGCUCGCUUGGGCUCUUUGAUGCCCAUUGCGAAGCCUUUGGCUCCGAAAAAAUUGAACAAAAAGGUCCUUAAGACUGUUAAAAAGGCCUCCAAGUCGAAACACAUCCUCCGUGGUGUGAAGGAGGUUGUCAAGGCUGUCCGCAAGGGCGAGAAGGGUUUGGUCAUUUUGGCUGGCGACAUUUCGCCCAUCGACGUUAUCUCUCACAUUCCUGUCCUGUGCGAGGACAACGAGGUGCCGUAUGUGUACACCGUGUCCAAGGAGCUCCUUGGAGAGGCUUCCAGCACGAAGCGUCCUACCAGCUGUGUCAUGAUUGUCCCCGGUGGCAAGAAGAAGGACAUGGACAAGGCUGAGGACUACAAGGGAGUCUACGACGAGAUAGUCGCAGAGAUUCCCCAGCUGGCUUGA